GCGUCGCUCGUGAGUCCGGUUCGCGAAAUAACAUCUAGUUAGCUUUAGUUCCUCCUCGACAGUUCUCGGCCACGCAGACGCGUCUUUCGGGUCCGGGUCUCUUCCUGGCAAGCGGCACGCACGGCAUCCGCGGCCCUGCCUACAAUUUGUCUACGCAUUGUCGACUACCCGCAGCUGUCCCCGGCGGUGAUAGAAAAACACGUGAGAACGUUCCAGAGUGGAAAGUUUCUUCACACGAGCUCAUCCUUCCGAUUAAUCCUCGUCGCCAGUCGAGGCAGCGACUUUGAACGUAUCGCAAGUGCCGGAAGCCUCAAGUAAGUCACCAACAAGAUGGACAAGAACGCACCUCCGCCACCAGGUUUUAUGCCACCUCCACCCUACACCUCUCAUGUACCUCCACAGCCUGGUGUAGUCAUCAUCCAGACACAGACAUUUGGUCCGGAUACAAUGCCGAUGACAUGUCCUUUUUGUCAUGCGACCAUUUCCACUCGGGUAAUGCAGGAAUCUGGUACAAAGACUCACAUGUUCGCGCUGAUACUGUGCUUAAUCGGAUGCUGGCCCUGUGCACCAUUCCCUUACUGCAUAGACAGUUGCCUAAUUAAAAAACAUUAUUGUCCUGCCUGUAAUGCUUUUCUUGGCCAGUAUGACAGUUAGGCUCGGAUUCCACCAAAGAAAGCAAAUGACUCAAGGGAUGGUAUGAAGUGUUUUAGUCUUAUGUAAUUGGAGUUUGGAACAGAGAUCAACAUUUUCAACUUUUCCUGUUUACUAAUUUCUAACGCAUAAUCUUGAUAUAUUCAUUCUUCCAUGUUGUCUUCUUUUGACAAAAACAAAAAUGUUUUGUAAAGAUAUACGUUUUUUUUAUACAACACGUUAUGUACGACAUAUCUAGGUAUAUGCUUACGUAAGUUCCUUAUAUGUUACAUAUAAAUUAAGCGCCUUUAAAGAUAACCAAGAAUGUGUAUUCCUGCUUCAAGAAGACUAAGAAUAAUGUAAAGCAUCUCUAAUACCGUUUAAUGGUUUUUUAAAACGGUAAAUACGUCGCACGAGAAUCCUGUUAGCGAGCAAGACAGUAUUUAAUCUACAAUUGCAAUUUGUUAAUUCCAUUCUUUCCAUAUAUAUAUAUAAAAGUAUAAUAAUAAGUGACAGUUGGUGGAAAAAGAUGUUUUCAAGAUUUCUGAAAAAUCUGUGCUCCACCCUGUGCUCUAAUAAUUCUAUCAAUAGCAUUUGAUAAAAAUAAAACUCUAAAAGUAGUAAUAUAAGUAACGCAAAUACAAUUGAAAUUAAUUUUGCUUACCUUUUGUAUAAAGUUUACAAAUUGUCAAAUUGUACUGCUUUUCAUACACUUGUAAAUUAUUUUUUAUUCAAUAAAUACAAUACGUUAAAGAUAA
Molecule: messenger RNA, 1388 nt
Organism: Orussus abietinus
Lineage: Eukaryota; Metazoa; Arthropoda; Insecta; Hymenoptera; Orussidae
Product: lipopolysaccharide-induced tumor necrosis factor-alpha factor homolog
Exons: 4
Coding region: 331-654 (107 amino acids)
Molecular function (GO): zinc ion binding
Source: RefSeq, a predicted model, not a curated record